Nicotiana attenuata is the source of this 2661-nucleotide messenger RNA. Its product is annotated as zinc finger MYM-type protein 1-like. NCBI's taxonomy places the organism in Eukaryota, Viridiplantae, Streptophyta, Magnoliopsida, Solanales, Solanaceae. The record is from RefSeq and is a predicted model, not a curated record. The coding region runs from base 1 to 2661 and encodes 886 amino acids. The transcript has 9 exons.
AUGUCGAACAACAAUGACAACAUCCAAGAAAACCAAGAAAACCAGACAAACCAACAACUUCAAGGAGAUCUGCGAGACAAUAGUGCAUUAGUUCCUUCUCCACAAGGUUCUCCACGGCGAUCUCGUGAAAUUAAGGCCAUUGAUGUACUUUCAAGUAAGAAAGAAGUUCAAAGACUAACAGGGAUGAUUGCAGCUUUGGAAAGAUUUAUUUCUAAAUCAUCAGAGAAAUGCUUUAGAUUCUUCUCAGCCCUUAAAAAGCAGGAUCAUUUCGAAUGGAAUGAAGAAUGUCAACAGGCACUCAGAGAUUUGAAAGCAUACUUGUCAAAUCCACCUUUGCUUGCAAAACCGAAGGCUGGGGAAAGACUACUCAUUUACCUUGCUGUACGAAGAGAUGAGAAUCUCGAAGCAGAUGCUUUAGCUAAUCUCGCAUCUGCAGCUGAUGUGACAAGCGAUGCAAGUGCUUCAGUUAUUCAUCUAUUUCAUUCAGCUCUUGAUCCUGACAAAAAUGAGCUCUCCCACUUCGAUUGUAGUAACCGGAAAUCAGACAGUUUAGCAUUUGUCAAGGUGUUGGUUAACAUUUGUCAAAAGUUGCAGAAAAACUGGAACAUCAAAAUGGAUAAAUUUGUGAUCAGGUCAAACAUUGGCCAAUCAAGUUUCAAUGGUAGUAGUCGGCCUUCUGUUAGUUCGAAUAUAGCUCCUGAAAUCCAAAGAGGGACAAUCUUAUCCCCUCCUUCAAAUGUUGAUAGUGUUCUUGAGCUAGGAUCUCCCAGUCCUGAUCCCAAAGAAAGAAUACCGAUUCUUCAGUAUGCCCCUAAUAUCCGAGAUGAAGUGAGGAGACAUUAUAUUCAAAAAGGGGCUUGUCAACCGAGUGGCCAUGCUUUCCCUAAAACUAAAUUUGGGAACAAAAUGCGUCAAUUUAAUCCCGAUUGGUUUAAGGGUCCAUAUUCUCAAUGGUUGGAAUAUAACAUAAAAAGUGAUGCUGCAUUCUGUUUGUGUUGUUAUUUAUUUAAGAAUGAACUUGAAAGUCGCGGUAAUGCGGGAGAUGCAUUUACAAAAGAUGGGUUUAAGGGUUGGAACAAGGGUACGGAAAGACUUAGAACGCAUGUCGGAGAAGUAGAUAGUAUCCAUCACAAAUGUUUUAAUAGGAUGCAAGAUUUGAUAAAUCAAGAACAAUCGAUUCAAUCUUCUUUUCACAAGCAAAGUGAGAAAGUAAAAAGUGAUCAUCGGAUACGUUUAAAUGCCUCGGUUGAUGUGGUAAGAUUUCUCUUGAGAAAUGGAUUGUCAUUUCGUGGUCAUAAUGAAAGUGAAGAUUCCGAAUACAAAGGUCUUUUUCUUGAACUUUUGGAAUUUCAUGGGGAUAAGCAUUCAGAUGUGGGAAAGGUAAUAUUACAUAAAGCUCCAAAAAAUGAUAUGAUGAUUUGUCCAGCAAUUCAAAAGGAUAUUGUGGAUGCUUGUGCUAAAGAAACAAUUAAAGCUAUUAUCCAAGAUUUGGAUGAUGACUUUUUUGGGAUAUUGGUUGAUGAAUCAAAGGACAUCUCACAUAAAGAGCAAAUGGCCCUUGUUAUACGAUAUGUUAACAAAAGAGGGGAGAAAACAAUUUAUGAUUUGCUUUUGGAUCACUCGUUAAGCUCAUCCAAGCUACGUGGACAAGGUUACGAUGGAGCUAGUAAUAUGCAAGGAAGAAUAAAUGGCCUAAAGUCUUUGAUUUUACAAGAUGUUCCAUCUGCCUAUUGUGUUCAUUGUUUUGCCCAUCAGUUGCAAUUAACACUUGUAGCUCUUUCUAAAAAGCAUCCGGAUGUGAAAAAUUUUUUUGAUGUUGUCACUAACACAUUGAAUAUUAUUGGAGCAUUUUUUAAACGCAGGGAAAUACUUCGACAACACCAAGUAGAGAAGUUGGAAGAAUUACUUAAGUCUGGAGAAAUACUUACCGGGCAAGGAUUGAAUCAAGAACAUAUGCAACAAGAUAGUCUUCUUUCUCUUGAUAGAUUUGCAGCAAAAAAUCUUUUGGGUAAUAUUCAAGAAUUUGAGUUUGUGUUUUUAUUGCACUUGAUGUUCAAGAUGUUGCUUUUUACAAAUGAAUUGAACAAAGCUUUACAAAAGAAAGAUCAAGACAUAGUCAAUGCUAUGAGGUUGCUUGACCUUGCAAAGAUAAGAUUGCAGACUAUGAGAGAAAGUGAAUUCGAGAUCUUGAUGAAUGAAGUUUACUCGUUCUGUGCUAUUGAUUUGCAGCUUCAUGAGUUAAAUAGUCGUUUUGAUGUAGUGACUAGUGACUUACUCCUUGGUAUGGCUUCUUUGAAUCCGAUUGAUUCAUUUGCUAAUUUUGACAAAGACAGAAUAAUAAAGUUGGCCGAGUAUUAUCCAAGUGAGUUUGAUGACAACAAGCUUCGAGAUCUCAGCUUUCAGCUUGAUAGUUUCAUUGUCUAUGCUCGAAUGCCUCAUAGCAAAUUUAUCAACUUGAAAGGAAUGAAGGGUCUUGCUAUAGUGAUGGCAGAGACGAAAUUGGAUCAAACUUGGUGUCAUAUUUAUUUACUUGUGAAGUUGACUUUGAUUCUACCUGUUGCUACUGCAAGCAUGGAAAGGGCAUUCUCCUCAAUGAAGCUCAUAAAAAGUGAUCUACGUAAUAGCAUUAGUGAAGAGUUUUUGAAUGGUUGUUUAGCAUAG